Messenger RNA from Octopus bimaculoides (California two-spot octopus), 3673 nucleotides. RefSeq names its product TBC domain-containing protein kinase-like protein. Gene Ontology annotation, molecular function: GTPase activator activity; protein kinase activity; ATP binding. Lineage: Eukaryota; Metazoa; Mollusca; Cephalopoda; Octopoda; Octopodidae. The record is from RefSeq and is a predicted model, not a curated record. Gene Ontology annotation, biological process: activation of GTPase activity; protein phosphorylation.
UCUCGUUUCUUAAAGACGGGUGGUUCUUCCCCAAAGUUAUAUACACACACACACACAUAAAUAUGUGGAAGGCAUUGAGUGGUCGUAAGUUGUAAAAAUAACAGCUAAAUCACCCUUAAAUCACACAAAAGAAUUUAAAAAAAAUUUUUUUAUUUGCAUCUGUAGAACACAAAUUCGUAAAAGUUUCCAGAAAAUUCCCCAAAAUAAAGUUAUGGGGGUGCCCAUACCAGAAUUUCCGCCCACGAAGGGCGAGAUGAGCAUUAACUACCUAUACUUUUUAUUGUAGGGCUGCUGGAUUGUCACUGACCGAGGGUUAAACAGCAACAGCUUCACCCAGUAUAAACAUCACGUGAUGAAAACAGGAAGAAGCGGGUGUUUAACGAGGGGAGAUAAUCUAAGAGCAACUUCCGGAGGGCGUACAUUUUUGAUUUAGUCAUGUUUCACCGUGACAUUGUCUCGGUUUCUGUUUGUGGGAACCAGAAAAUAAGAAAGGAAAAUCAAGCAUGUUACGACUGCUUGCUGGCCUGCUGGAAGUGUUAAGUAGCUGAUUGAUAUAUUUCUAGCUUUUUUUCACGUACCGAUUGUCUGUUUUUGGGCGAUCAGAAACCAGUUUGUUUAUCUCCGAGGGACGGUUACUUGUUUACGUGUAGGAAAAAAAAAAAAAAAAGAAAGAAAGAAUAAUAAUAAUAAUAAUAACAAUCAGAACCAUGUCGAAAGUUGGCGAAGCCGAGUUUAGUGUGACGACGUUUUUUGCCUCUUGUCAUCCGAACGACAAAUGCGGUGCGAACGGUCUGCCCUUAACACCCAACUCCAUCAAGAUUCUCGGCAAAUUCCAGUAUUUGACUACGCUGGGACAUCCCAGCCUCUGCAAGUACAUACAUGUGUCUCGCGGCAAACACGAACGGCUGAUUGUUGUCGCCGAACACUACAAAAACAACUUGGCUCAGCGAAUGAAAGAACGAUUACCGACGAACGAAGCAGACUUGCUGAAAAUGGCGUUUGACAUCAUCGAAGGGCUGGACUAUCUGAGUAAGAAAAACAUUAUUGUUAAAAACCUGUGUCCCGAUACUAUUCUAUUCGAUAAUGAAGGCAAUGUGAAAAUUUCAAAGUACGGUAUGAACUAUAUGACCGAAUGGGGACAGAACGUUGCCUACCCACUCGGCCUGGUCCGCUAUAUGGCACCCGAAGUCAUCUGUUGCGGCCCCGUAGUGGUCGAUGAAUUCAGUAACGCUGUCGUGCAGCUUAAUUUAGGACCGAAAGUCGAUAUUUGGUCCCUGGGUCUUGUCCUGCUGGAGGCAUUUGUUGGUCGUCAACUAUGGGCGACAGCGACUUUACAGCAGACCAUCAGUAAAGUUUUGGCUUUCGUCAAUUCUGAAUACGAGCCCAUGGAUAUAAUCCUGAAAGACAACAAAUUGGAAGAUGUUGUGAAGACACUCUCUCCCGAGACAGUCGACAUGUUAAAAAAAUGCCUGACCGCGAGCCCCACCAAUCGCUUGUCCUCUUCGGAAUUGCUUCAGCAUAAAGCUUUUGCAUCGAAAAUACCCCGGGAAGUUCCUUACCUGAAUGGUAUUCAGUUUUUUUCCAGUAAAAUCGACUUGAAGCAUUUGGAGCUCCCCACCGAGGGUCAGAUCGCAUUGAUGAAAAAAGUCGACAACCUCUCUCAACGGACGAUGGAAGAAGUGUAUUACCUGUGGAGACUGGCUGGGGGUGACCUUGAGUCUGUUCUUAAGCGGGCUGGCUUGAUCAAAUCAAGACCGCCGGUUACUCUUUUACCUUGCUUUAUUUUGAACACUGGCGAAUGGUUUGGUCAAAAGCGCGACCAGUCUGAACUUUUGGACAACACCAUGAUAGCGUUGUCACAGGAACAGCUUAGAAAUAGACUGAAGGAUAUUGGUGAUGCGUUCUACUACCCCUUAUUAGAAGAUGAGAAAGAGAUGCUCAGAGGUCUACCGACGUCUCCCAGCAGUGGUGACCUCUCUCAGGCAGCUACGUUACCCCUUAUCAUUCGAGAAAAAGACGUUGAGUACCAGUUUCACCGUAUUAUUCUGUACGAACGCUUGCUGUUGGGCUAUCCAUUCAAAAAAGCCCACAUCUGGAGAGAAGCCAGGGUCGACACGCCACCUUUGUACCGAGCUCAGGUGUGGGCGGCACUGCUUGAGGUUGAAGGCGACAUCCAAGUUCGUUACGAUUCCAUUGAUAAAGAAACCCCUACACCAACUGACCGACAAAUUGAAGUAGAUAUACCACGUUGUCAUCAGUAUCACGAGUUACUGUCAUCACCUGAAGCUCACAAAAAAUUCAAGCGAAUUUUAAAAGCCUGGAUCAUCAGCCAUUCCGAGUACGUCUAUUGGCAAGGACUUGAUUCCUUGUGUGCUCCAUUCUUGGCUCUGAAUUUCAAUAACGAAGCUCUGGCUUUUGCAUGCCUGGAUGCUUUUAUACCAAAAUACCUGAAUAAAUUUUUCCUGAAGGAUAACUCACCUGUCAUCCAGGAAUAUCUAGCUGUAUUCUCCCAUUUGGUUGCCUAUCAUGAUCCCGAAUUAAGUAACCAUCUUGAUGCUAUUGGCUUUAUCCCGGAUCUGUAUGCGAUUCCUUGGUUCUUGACAAUGUAUGCCCAUGUAUUUCCUCUGCACAAAAUUGUUCAUCUCUGGGACACGUUGUUGCUUGGCAACUCGUCUUUUCCGUUGUGUAUUGGUGUUGCUAUCUUACACCAGCUCCGUGAUAGACUUCUGGCAUAUGGCUUUAACGAUUGCAUCCUCCUCUUCUCCGACAUGCCAGAAAUUGAUAUUGAAAAAUGCGUCCAAGAUUCCAUCAAAAUUUUCUGCAGCACACCAAAAAGUGCAACGUUCCGUCAGCAUGCACACGUGUCCAAAAAGUCCGUGUGGCCACACUCUCGGACAAGCACCUCCUAUUACACCAAAGAUUACAACAACCAGCAGACCAAUGAACUCUCAAAAGACAACAUUCCAAUCGAAGAACUGAAACUCGAGAAGUGUCCAAGAAUAUCAGCUGAAGACUUGAUAGACCUCGGGGAACUGAGAACGGCUUCAGUUUCGAGGAGUCCAACUGCAAAACCCAAACUACUGAUUAUCGACAUAAGAUCCGCAGAAGACUUCAAGCGGGGCACCGUACCAGGGAGCAUUAAUAUUCCUUUCCACAAUGCUUUCAAUGCCGACGGAACCCUCAUGUCGACCCAAAUGGCACAGAUCCUCACCAAUCAUCGACUGCAGGUCAAAGUGGUAAUCGGCACCCUUACAAAGACAAUGUCGGAGUUUGCCAAUUCCCUCGUUGCUCUCGGCUGCCCGCGUGUUUCUACGUUGCAUCAUGGAAUUGAUGUGCUAAAACCUACCGGGCUGUUAACAGUGCCACCUGCAGAUAUUUAAAAAAAUCACCAACGCUAUGAUGGGGGUAUGACAGAAUCGGUAGAUCAUUGUACAGAAUAACUCCUCUAGUAUUUAAAUCCAAACUCUUACAAUCGGAGUUCUAAACCCAUAGAGGUUUAACUUUUCCUUUCAUCCCUUUAGAGGGUCGAUAAAGUAAAGUGACAAAAGAUUGGGACAGAUUUCUACAUCCUGGAUAUGAAUACAAGACAAACAUUAUUUAUAUUCUUUCGUUAUUGUUGUUGUUUCCAGAUGUUUUGAUAUUUUGAAAAAUCUAAUGAAAAUUUGGAAUUUUA